UUGUUUUUGAUUUCGACGUGCAAUGGACGGAGGGGACUUUGAUCCGUCAACAACGCGCAUAAAGUCGAAGAAGAGAGUUAGAAACGCUUUCUUCUUUUUCAUGCAAGACCUGAAAGCUCAAUGGAUCAGAGACAGAAAAUUGGCGCCGAAUACGACGAUGGCAGAAAUGUCCGGCAUUGCUGGUCCUGUCUGGAAGGAAUUAGAUGCUGAUGACAAGGAAUAUUAUCAAGAUUUGGCAAAGAAUUAUAAAGCACAACAUAAAGGGCUUCCUCCCGAGAAAUAUUACACGACAGUGAAGAAACGUGAUUGUAUGGGCAUACCACUGGAGCAACAUGUAGACACAGAGAAACUGAAGAACGAACGACGAAAACGAGACAGAGCAGCAGACAAAGCAAGAUUUCAAAGUGGCAGAGGAGUCAUAGAACAGACGUUCUGUUUUAUCAGUUUCCAGCUCUUGUUGCAAAAUGAAACGGAAAGUGACGACACAUUUAAAAUCAUUCCAUUAGAAGUGGGAGUGGCACAGUUUUCAAUAUCCAAAGGCGUCAUCAGGACGUAUCACAAGUUUAUUGAUCCGAAAGGAAUUCCUACAGGCUAUCGUUAUGAUGCAAUUAGACAUAGCGAGCAAGUUCAUCGUAUUCCACCCACUGACUUUGAACAUUCAUACGACAAUUAUCCUCAAUUGUGGGAAGAACUCAUGAACAUCAUGAAUCCGGACAAGCUGCCUUUGCCUCCACCGAUUUACACACAGGGAAUUGAAUGUAAUGUAGCAGAGAAAUGUUUGGCAUGGAUUGCUCGAAAAGCGGGGGCUCAAAAUUGUUUUGAGAGAAACCUUCAUGAAGCGGAGGGAUUACUUGUUGAUCUUGUUGCUCAUGGCUUGGAGUUAGAGUCUCGAGAUGAUAAGUCUUCGUUUACAGUUAUGACAAUAGCAAUGGCUGGAGAUUUUGUGACAACAAGCGUUUAUGAUUAUGAAGUUUCUAAGAGGUGUCUCUACCAUCAAGGUCAUUUUGACAAGAAAGAACCUGAUGGACUCGUCCUCCCUGAGAACGACAACGCCACCAAAUUCUGUUCCCUAGCGAUUGCACAGAGAUAUUGUUUUGCCUUUGCUGAGAAACUGUGUGGAUUAUAUGACGUGGAGGUGACUGAAAAUCAUCUGCCUGAGAUGUCGGACACAGUGGGUUAUGUUGCUAAGCCAUUUUCAUCUGUGGACUCGCAUACAAAAAGGUACACCUCGUUUUCCGCCAGUGACUCAACAUCAAAACAUUCGUGGAAUAGAAAAGGACACGGGAGAGGGUCUUUAGCUGCGGCUGACAGUGAAGGUGGGAGACCGGGCAUGCGCAAUAGCGUGCGAGAGACACAACAGAAAUCUGUCUGGUCUAGAGAUAGUAGGUUAUCUGGAAAUGACGUCACAUCCGGAAAAGGUGUUACAUACGGGAACGGUAUUACAUCCGGGAACGUUAAUACAUCCGGGAAUAUUACAAUAUCCGGGAAUGACACAACACCUGGAAAUAUUGGUACAUCCAGGAAUAGUGUUACAUCCGGGAAAGGUAUUACAUCCGGGAACAUUAGUGCAACCGAAAAUGCCUGGAGACACAACAAUCUGAUUGGUGGGAUUGGGCGUGGGCGUGGGCGUGGGCGUGGCUUGAUUGCUGAUCAGAAACAGCCGAGGCAACCGAAAACCGUCUCGAGUGCACCAUUGCAGACGCAGACUGUUACUCAGCCUACGAACUUUACGACAACGGUUGGAGUGAUGCCUGAAGCACGUACGAGAAUGGAAGCGUGGAAUGAUUUGCCGCCUCGUAAUUCGUCGGUCGUUGCAGCAGAACACGUCGAUAUGUUGAAUUCACGGCUGUCUCGGACACAUGUAUCUCCUCCAGGGUUUUACAAUGUUCCUCGUCAGCCGGUGGCAUCGGCUCUGCCUGUCACUCUCGGACGCGGACAGGGUGUGUAUGGUAUCUACCAGGCGGGACAACUGAAUGCAGGAGCAUCGCAGCUGAAUGCAGGCCCAUCAUCGCUGAAUGUAGGGGCAUCACAUAUCAAUAUGGGCGCACCCCUGCUGAUUACAGACGCAUCGGUAUUCAAUACAGGAGCAUGGCAAACGAGUACGGGAUCGUCAAGAAGGAAUGUCGGGAUGUCGGUAGAGAGAUGGCCGUUUAAGUAGUUGCGCAUGCGUGGUAUGUUGUUGCACGGUUUUUCAGUGCAGUGUGUCUCAUUGGUUACAGUUGGACUUUUCUGUUCUUGUCGUUUUGAAUCGUUACAGAUGGCCGUAUAAUUUGAUAUAAGCAGUUUAUCUGAAGGACGGUGCUUUUUUGGUUGACUAGUUAGUUGUUGUCGUUGUUGUGUUGCUGUUGUCUGUUGUAAUAAAUCUGGACAGAACCGGAAGUAUGCGCGCAGGGUCACGGGGUUUCCGAGGACAUUAAGUUUUGUAAAGAAACUUGAUAAUACGCACAAAGUAAGUAAUAUAAAGUAUGACGACAAGUUUUAUGCUUAACAUUUAUAAAAUGUUACAAUUUAAUGCUUAGAAAUGUACGCAU
Molecule: messenger RNA, 2531 nt
Organism: Corticium candelabrum
Lineage: Eukaryota; Metazoa; Porifera; Homoscleromorpha; Homosclerophorida; Plakinidae
Product: protein maelstrom homolog
Exons: 10
Coding region: 23-2158 (711 amino acids)
Biological process (GO): negative regulation of DNA-templated transcription; male meiotic nuclear division; piRNA processing
Cellular component (GO): P granule; nucleus
Molecular function (GO): sequence-specific DNA binding
Source: RefSeq, a predicted model, not a curated record